Molecule: messenger RNA, 1641 nt
Organism: Octodon degus (degu)
Lineage: Eukaryota; Metazoa; Chordata; Mammalia; Rodentia; Octodontidae
Gene: Tmem242
Product: transmembrane protein 242
Exons: 4
Coding region: 43-468 (141 amino acids)
Source: RefSeq, a predicted model, not a curated record
CCGGACCCUGUUGGUGUCGGACGCCCUAGGGGAGACUGAAACAUGGAGACGGCAGGUUCCGGGUCUGUGGAGGCCUCCUCUCCACUGGAGGCUCGGGGCUCCACGGAAGACCGGCUUUUCUUGGUUAAAGGUGGAAUCUUCCUGGGUUCUGUUGCUGCAGCAGGGAUGCUAGCUGGAUUUGUUACAACAUUGUCACUGGCUAAAAAGAAAAGCCCUGAAUGGUUCAAUAAGGGGAGUGUGGCCACAGCUGCCUUACCAGAGAGUGGGUCUUCUCUUGCCUUGCGAGCCCUGGGCUGGGGCUCACUUUAUGCCUGGUGUGGGGUUGGCGUGAGCAGCUUUGCAGUCUGGAAAGCUUUAGGAGUUCACACAAUGAAAGACUUUCGAAGUAAAAUGCAAUCAAUAUUCCCAACAAUUCCCAAGAACUCCAGAUCAGCUGUUGAGUGGGAGGAUGCGUUGAAGUCCAAAUGAGAUGAGCACAGAUGAAUUCUGAAGCGAUCACUGCAGAAAGGGUGGCUUUGGAGGCAGCACAGCUGAAAAGGGACUGUGAGUGCUUUCUCCCGAGGACCCAUGCAGAUUGUCGGUGGCAUUCAGCCUCCCCCUGAGCAGGCGGUCUUCCUCUGCAUCUGUGGCUUUAUUGGAGAGGGGCAGGUUUCCUAAAGUUAAGUAUUUAAAAAUAAUUAUUGGGAUAACUUCCACAGAUGGAGAGAUUCCAGAGGGAAAUAGCUCUGGUUAUAAGAAUAAACCAUGUUUCAUACCUGAAAAAAAAGUGUAUUGUAAAAGUCUGAUAGUAAAUCUUUACAAGUAGCUCUAUUACAGCAUUAAAACCUGAGUCUUUCUUGUCAGUAUACAACCAAGAAUUUGGAAGAACUGUUCUAUUAGCCAGACUCCUAAAUACCAGGUUCAGUGGUGAGUCCAGAACAGCAGGGAGUGAGUGCAGGUCAUGGUCCUGAGCACUGUGUGACUCACAGCAAGCACAUAUGCCAGUCAUUUAUCUGGUGGCCUUGUUUAAUGGCCCUAUGAUUCUUAUACUUAAGACAGAAAGCUAGUGACAGAUUAUGAUAACUUGAAAAGGUGCAGUUGGCUGAAAUACUAAUGAUGAUAAUCAAGGGUAUAAAAGACACUUUUUUGAGAAUUGGUAUUGGGUCCCUGAACACUGACUAUUGGUAGUUUUGUUUCUGUUGAUAUAGUAAAAACAGCUGAAUUGUUACCUAUUUUAAAUAUUUUCAACCAGAAAUACACUUGAGUGCUGAGUCUCAAUAUUAGUACCUAUUCUGUAAUUAAUUUUUAUAUACCCAGACCUCUCAUGUACUCCAUGAUCUGCAGAAAACAGAUGGAGAGUUAGAUCUUAAUUCUUUAACAUUUUUAAAAAAGAAAAAUACUUGUAAUAUGUCAGUAUGUUCAGAGAAAUAAUCUCUGGUGGAAAAUCAGUUGUGCAGUUUCUUUAGAACUGCUUAGGCUCUAAUUAGUCAGCAAUCAGGUUUAAUAAAGUACGUUUUAAAUUUCUGUUAUAAUGAAACCUUUUAGUUCUAAGGAAAAAUUUGAAAUGAAAUGUCAAGUGCAUAAUGUAACAUUUUUCUCCAGACCACAUUACUCUGUUAAAAUUGCCAUAUUGUUAAUUAAACAUGUGUAGUUAGUGUGUGA